Suillus paluster is the source of this 2287-nucleotide messenger RNA. Its product is annotated as general amidase. Bases 83 to 1813 code for a protein of 576 amino acids. The record is from RefSeq and is a predicted model, not a curated record. Lineage: Eukaryota; Fungi; Basidiomycota; Agaricomycetes; Boletales; Suillaceae. The transcript has 9 exons.
CCGCCUUAUCUCAUGCGAAGCAUUCUUUAAGGUCUGAGCAUCAUUAUUCCCUCGACCAAUUCCAUCCCCAGCGCACACCAACAUGCCACAUUGGACUGCUCUAGUCGCAGAAAAGAAGCAGAGGCAGCUGAAGUCCAUCCCUCAGGAGUGGCUUGUGCUUCCGCCUCCAGAAUCUACUCUAGAUGUGACUACUUUUCCAGAGACGUGUGGCCUUUUGAAUACGAAAGAAAUCGAGAUCACCAAUACUUCGGUGGAUGUUUUGUUGGAGAGACUUGCAAGUGCGAAAUGGACAGCUACGGAGGUGACCACCGCGUUCUGCAAGAGGGCUGUUGUUGGCCAUCAACUUGUCAAUUGCUUGACAGAAAUUUUUGUUGAUCGUGCAUUGAUUCGAGCAGCUGAACUCGACGAUUACUUGAAGAAGACAGGGAAGGUAGUUGGUCCCCUCCAUGGGCUGCCAAUCUCUCUAAAGGACCAGCUAUGUAUCGAGGGACUAGAAACUACUAUUGGUUAUGUCUCGUGGAUUGGGCAGUAUGCAGAUAAAAACGCAGUACUAGUCGACAUUCUGAUCGAGUGCGGAGCCGUGCCAUUCGUCCGCACUAACGUUCCGCAGGCGGUCAUGUGGCCAGAAACCUUCAAUAAUAUCUUCGGCCGGACGACUAACCCAUGCAAUCGCUCUCUGACACCGGGUGGGUCAUCCGGAGGAGAAGGUGCAUUGAUUUCUAUCAGAGGAAGUCCUUUGGGAGUCGGUUCUGAUACUGGAGGCUCUAUUCGUGUUCCCGCUGCAUUCUGCGGCUUAUACAGCCUGAGGCCGUCAUACGGGCGUGUACCGUACUGUGGUGCCCGCAACUCACUUGAGGGCCAAGACUCGGUUCUCUCCGUGUUCGGUCCAAUGACGACCAGCAUUGGCGGGGUCAAAGUCUUCAUGAAAGCUGUCAUUAAUACCAAACCAUGGCUGAAAGACCCUCUUGUGGUUCGGAAGAAAUGGGACGAAGACGAGUAUAAUCUCGCGGACCAUGGAUCUGGCAAAGAUUUGUGCUUUGCGAUCAUAUGGGACGAUGGCGUCGUUGUUCCCCACCCACCCAUCAGGAGGUCUCUGGAAAUCACAAAAGCGGCACUCCAGAAGGCGGGCCACAAAGUUGUUGACUGGAAACCCAUCAAGCACAGAUUGCUCCUACAAGUCACGAUGGAUAUCUUGACCGCCGCUGCCACCGAGGACAUCAUGAUCACGACCUCUGUCACAGGGGAGCCAAUAAUUGCAACAAUGGAGCUGGACGGUACAGGCUUCCGUCCGCAAAACAGCGGCAUCACCGCAUACCAGCUCUGGCAAGUGCAGAAGCAGCGUCAAAAUAUCCGAAAAGAAUACCUAGAUCACUGGGAAGCAACUGCGUCAGAGACUGGGACAGGACGACCUGUUGACGCCAUCAUCUGUCCGGUCGCAGCGCAUGCGGCACCUCCCCAUGGGAAGAAUAACUACACCAAUUACACUACCGUUUGGAAUGCACUCGACUAUCCCGCCACGACUUUUCCUGUGACUACUGUCGACCCCACUCUCGAUGGGAAGGAGCCUCCGCAUGGUUUCUAUGACGACUUCGAUAAGGGCAUCUACGAAAUGUACGACCCGGAGAAAUUCAAGAACGCUCCUGUUUGUUUGCAACUUGUCGGUCGGACUCUGGAGGAAGAGGCGGUGAUAAAAAUGACAGAAAUUGUCGAUGCAGCGCUGGCAGCCUGCCAAAUAAAUUUAAGGUAUUCCUGUCGAUGCAGGAGGAUUUACUUAUAUAAAUCGACAACUUGGUCGGGCAUUCGAAAUCCAUAACUAUUGAAAAUUUUGGUGCCUGCUGCAAGCUGGACUUAGGUUACUGCACCGAGGUCCGAUAUAUAAGUAUUAAAUCAGUCAGACCUCAUCGAAAGGAGUUAGGCCAUCACAGGAGCUCUUCUUCCUCGACAUUUCAACAUGCAGUCCUGAGACAACCAGCUCAAAAGUCAAAUUUUCUCCGGUUCCACAUAUUAUUGGUGCGCUGCAAACCAUCGUACUGAGUAGCCAGUUGUAUAAGCACUCGUGUCUGGCGGUAAUGACCAUUUACAGCUUGAAGUAAUCAUAUGUCAAUUCCUGGGCCGUAUGAUAUAUUGAACCUUUGUAUGAUAGCGUUAAGGUGGAGCGAAAGAUAUACCGAGAGGACUGAUAUUCACUGAGUAGUGAUAGCGAAAGUCUGUGAUCGCGGUGAGUGAGAGUUCUGAUAAGCAGAUCUUCGUGGCGCUCAAUCAAUAAGCUAGAAGAUUUGGUUAUUUG